This is a messenger RNA of Lymnaea stagnalis (great pond snail), 6972 nucleotides long. NCBI's taxonomy places the organism in Eukaryota, Metazoa, Mollusca, Gastropoda, Lymnaeidae. The record is from the annotation of a GenBank genome assembly.
ACUGCUACACCGCCUUGGCUGGUAACAGACUGAAUGCUACAACCACAACUACAAAGCUGUAGACAGUGUAGACUCAACAGACAAGUAAAAGCGAUGAUUGCUGACAAGUGUUGUAUUUAAGAGAAUGUGCAGAAAAGGCAUACGCUUUUCGAUUUGAAGUUGAAGGCAAUUAGUAUUAGCUGAAAAGAUUUGUUAUUGAAUCAUUGCGGAGCCACUACACAUCAUUGAUCAGAUGCACUCACUCGGCCAGAGGGGGAGGCUAAGUCGUCUUAGUUUGCACUAAAAAAAUAAUGUUUCAAUUUCAAAGGACAAUGGGCCUGGCAAAGACGAUAAUAACUUUUACAAAAAAUAUUCGCAAAGUCAGACAUUUUAGAUAUUUUACUUCGUAUAGACCUAAUAAUUCUCAUACGAUUUUUGCCUUGUCCUCUGGUUCUGGAAAAUGUGGAGUUGCUGUCAUUCGAAUUUCAGGCCCAAAGGCAAAAUUAGCAAUUGAACGGAUUGUCGGUGAUAAGGCCAACAUUAAACUUAAACCUCGAACUGCUGCACUUCUUAAAUUAUAUGAGCCCAAUACUCAAGAAAUGCUAGAUAAAGCUUUGGUUUUGUGGUUUCCAGGUAUUUUCAGUAGUAUAGAUGUCACUAUAAACUUAAAUACUUAUAUUUUUUAAAAUAAUUAUAAUUAUUGUUUUAAUUAAUAAAAGCCUGGCCAAGGGCUGUAGACUGUAUUCUAGUGCAGAGCUCCAUUGGUGUGCCGCAAGCGGAGGAAAAGCGCAGCUUGUAAGCACUUAAAAAUGAUAGAAAAGGGAUAUUGGUUAGCCUAUUGCUGAGCUGUGUACUGCGAUAACAGAGAUGCGUCUAAAACAGAUUACUAUAAUGAAUGUUUACUAAUUAUGUUAUGUGGUAUAUUUUGGAUGUUUUUACUUGUGGUGUUCCGCAGAAUUCUAGGAAAGGCAUAGAGUGUGCCUUGGGUGAAAAAAGAUUACUGAGCUCUGGUCUAGUAUACCAAACCUAGCCACAUCUUCUUGUCAUGUAUAUGUAGAUAUAUUUACAUUUUAUGUAAGUGUUAAGCAGAUGCAGGCUUAAUUAUUUGUUUAUAAUAUUGCAUGGGGUUGUGGGGACAGAUAUUUUAUUUCAAGAGUAGAGUAGUAGCGAACAUAACCAAGAAAAAAAAAAUUGCCAUGCCUUUUUGAUAUUCAAAAUGUGCAGAUAUAAAGGAAUUAAUUUAAAAAAAGAAAGUUUAAAUAAAGUCUUAUGCAUAUUUAUUAUAGGCUUAUGUAUUGCUAUCCAGCUCAUUUCAAACUUACACCAUAUAAUGAAUAUGCUAUAAAUACAUAGUCACAUAGAUUACCCCAGAUUAUUCUUUACUAUCUGUCUAUAAAUGAAAACUAAGCGGAGUUCACUUUUCCUAUUUAACUUAAGUAUAAUAUGGGGAGUACUUGGGCUUUUAAAGUCUCUUUUAAAUAAUUGAGACAUCUACUGCUUUAUGAAUGUAACUUCUUUUAAAAUUAAUUUAAAAAGCAGCUUGCUAUUGUUAAAUCCAUGAUUUUUCCAUUGUACAAGCAUAAAUGAGGGAGAUAAUUUACAGAUUAGUCCCCUUGAAAUUUUGAACAUCUUUACUGUUAUGGCCCAGGGUUAAAAUCAUUAUUUUAACAUAAUUUUACACCUAUCAGCUGUAACUGGACAGCCAUAUUUUAAUUCAUCAAUGAACAUUUUUUUUCAAUUAACAUAUUCUUAGUUUAAUAAUUUGGGUAAUUCUAAUGCUGAAUCUGAUAAGUGAUUUGUAAAAAAUCAUCUGCUAUUAUUUCUCUGUCUUUAGGCCCUCACAGUUUUACUGGAGAAGAUAUUGUAGAAUUUCAUGUACAUGGAGGGUCUGCUGUAAUUUCUUCAGUGCUAACUGCACUUGGUUCUAUUGCUGGAUUAAAACCUGCUCAACCUGGUGAAUUUGCCAAACAGUCAGUUUUUCUGUAUUUAUAAUCUAAGGCUUACAUAUUUAUUAACUCGUUGAGAUAAAAACCAAUCCUCGAUAAUUCUAGUCUGAGCAGCUUGAUAUUUAGUAUGACAAAGUGCUAGUGAAAGAAUGCUAAGAAUGGUGAGAGAUGAUAUGGAACACUAGUUACAUUGAUACUAUGCUAGGUUCAGUUACAAAAAUUAUAUAAUAAUAUUUGCAUUUGUUUGUUGAAUAAUCAUUACAGUUUUGAUUGUAAUACUUAUUUUUUAAUAUAACUUAACAUUUCUGAGAAAUUUAUGUUGACAAGUGCAUCAAAUAUUUCCCCAUUAAUGGCAUUUAUUCAAGAAAUCCAGGUAAAUCGUUAGUGUUAUUCUUAAUCUAUGUUCUCAGCAUUUAUGUCUGAACUGAAAGAACAGGUUAAUUUAUUUUCUUAUAAUUAUAAUUUUUAAGAGAAAGGUAGCUAAUGAUUGUUUUCAAAACUUGACAAUAGACAAUAAAUAUAUUUUGCUUAUAGCGAGUCCUGCAUCCUCUUCAAAACCCCCUUCCCCACGCAAAAAAUGGGUUGUCACUCAGCGAGCUUUAUGCGUGACGUCUGAAAAUAGGUUGAUUUUUUCUUUAGGGGAGGGAACUAUUAUUCGUUGUUGUUAUUGUUCACGUUCGCUGCAUGCGUAACAUCUGAACUUGGAUGAAUAGGAUGAUUUCUUUUCUUUAGAAAGGAAUUUUUUUUUUUACUGUAUUUUCACAUCUUUGUUCUGGGACUGCAUACCACACAGAACUGGGUCAUGUGCCAUCCUUUCACUUUGGGCAUGUGUGUGCCUUUGAGUCUUUUUCAUAGCCUGGUACAGGAAGGUAUUGCUAUUUUUGUUAUGCUGUGACUGUUGUUUCAUAAGUCUUUGUUAUAAAAUGAACAACAGGUUUUUGUAUAACGUUAUCUCUAUUCUGGGAUUCGGCAACAGCCUGUUCUUAUCAGUAGGUUAUUUCUUGACACAAACGGUUGACGAAGGUAAUGCACUCUCACUACCAUAUAGGACGGUAGAUUUAGUUGCACAUCAUAUAAAAUAAAAGGUUAAUUAUUUUUUGUAACACUUGGACCCAAAGGGUAUUUUCUCAAAAUACCUGGACCCAUUGGGGGCGUAAUUAUUAUACAAUGUAACUUAUCUUUUAAUCUGUUCAAGCUUUGUCACAGUUAUUUUUCUUCCCAUUACUUAACCUAAAGUAUAUUAUUUAUUCUGUUUAAAUUAAUACUAAUAGGGAUAUAAAUAUCUCCAAUAUAGUUGUUAAAUAUCUCCUAUACAGCUUUUGUGAUGACAAAGAAAAGAGAUAUAUUUGAAACCUGUGAAUAGCAAACCUUGAAAUAGGGCUUUUCCUGAGUUCCUGGAAAAUGCACUAAUUCACAACAGGCACAGAUAAUUUUUUUUUACAAAACCCCAGGAAAUCGUGCAAAUUCUGUCAAAUGUAAAAUGCUGAAGGGUUUCUUAGGAACAAAACUAUGUAUUUUUACUUGGAAAAAGCAAAUGUCAUGCAGUGCUGGUGCCGAAUUCGUCAUGCACAAAGUAUGAGGUACCUGGUAUAUAUUUUGCUUUGCUAAUCAAUCUGCUACUGAGCUGUGUGUUUGUAAAAUCAGGAUUAAACAAAGUGUUGUCAGUAGAUUUUCUAUGAGACUAAGGGUUGUGAAUGAUCUGUGGGAAUGGUUUGUGUAAAUUUUGCCAAUGCAUAGUAAAAGAAAAACUAUCAAACUGGUGAUAGUACAAAUGUAAAUAUAUUUUAUGUCUGAAUUUUUAUAUCAUAACAGUAAAAUACUAUACUGGUAAAUGUUGAUAUAAUUGAACAGCAUGCAGAAUGUUUAAACACUAUAGAAUCUUGCUUAAUUUGGUAAUUGUUCAGUGGUUAUUUUACAUUCACUUUUUGUUUGUUUUAUCAUAUAUUCUUAUUUUCAAUGUGUAUGCUAUUGUGCAUGAUCAUCUUUCUGGCUGCACCUGCAAAUAGCACCUCUUUUGUUUCAGUCCCAUGGGUUAGUAUUAUUCAAAGCUUUCACUGUACCUCACUGCCGGGGAUCCUUUUAAUAAUUGUGUUAAAAAUUAAGUAACUCUUCUUAACCACCAAGUUGAGAAUCAUUUCUUUAAGCGUUUUUUUUUAAAAAAUAUAUGGUGAGUUAUUGAAUUAUUUUUUCUUCUCUUUUUUAAUCGGUUUUUAGGGCAUUUGUAAAUGGCAAAUUAGAUCUAACAGAAGUUGAAGGACUUGGCGACUUGAUUCAUGCAGAAACGGAAGUGCAAAGAAGGCAAGCUCUUAGGCAGAUGGGAGGAGAGCUUGGUCAAAUUUAUUCCCAGUGGAGGACUCGACUCAUCAAGGUUUAAUUAUUGUGGAUUAACGUAGCUUUGUACCUAGGAAUUUAUAAUUUUGAUAAGAUAAAAUUAUUAUUAAUACCUAGUGAUUUUUUUUAAUUGUAACUUUAAAAUUGUUUUCGUCAGUGUCUGGCUAAUACUGAAGCGUUCAUUGAUUUCCAUGAAGAAGAAAACAUAGAAGAUGACAUAUUGGAUUCAGGUUAAUAUACGAUACUAUAAAGGGAAAUAAUUGUUGUUUUUUAAAAUUUGAUACUACCAUAUAUAUUAUUUCAGCGCAACAGUUAAAGGCUAUCAUCAAAAUUAUUGGCUAUCACAAAAAUUAAAGGCUAUUGUUACCUAUGCUAUAAUAGAUAAUGACAACAAAUUAUUAGUUUAUUCUUAUGUUAUAUAUAUUAAUAACAUUACAUGUAUUCUUAUGUUCACUUCUUAAUUAAACAUGAAAGAUUAAUGACUAAAUAGCUUAUUCAUGUAUUCUUAUAGUAACUAUUGAAACAUGAAAGAUUGACUACAUAACAUAUUUAUGUAUUCUUAUAGUAAUUGCUGAAAUAUCAAAGAUAAAAAAUGAAGUUUCUGCACACUUGCAAGAUUGUCGACAUGGCGAAAGACGCAGAGAUGGUUUACAUGUAGUUAUCAUAGGAGAGCCUAAUGUUGGGAAAAGCAGUUUAUUAAAUGCUAUAUGUUAGUAAUCCCAAUAUUUUAAUUGAAAUUUUGGUUCAUAACUUUUUUAAUUAAGAUAAAAGCUGACUUCAGAUAAUUGAAAGCAAAGAUUGAAAAUAAAUAUUUGAGUCAUCUUAAAAAAGUUAAAUUCUAUAUUUAACUAGGUAAAUUUUCCACACAAAAAAAUGUCAUCAAUAGGAGUCUGGGAAAAACCUUUUAAAGUAUGCCAGUUGUAAAAAAAAAAAGAUCAAGUAGGUUGCUCGUUUCGUUGGUUUACAUCAUGAUUUAAUUUAUUCUAAAUUUUGCGUUUACCAGGCACAUUAAUAAUUUUAUAUAUAUAUAUACCUAUAAUUUAUAUAUUUUUAGACAAAUAUGUCUAAUUUUUUUAUGGAGCAUCAUUGCAGCAUGCAUAAGUUAACCAGAAGCAAAAAUGCAGCUGAAAAAAUUCUGACAAAUUGAAACAAUUUAACCUAUUCUAGGUCAAAGACCAGCAGCCAUUGUUUCAACCAUAGCAGGUACAACAAGAGAUGUGGUUGAGACUGCGUUAAAUAUUGCUGGCUACCCUGUUCUGCUGAGUGACACAGCUGGAUUACAAAAUACUUCUGAUGUGGUGGAAAAAGAAGGUAUUUUAAGAGCUAUGGCUAGGUAAGUGUUACCGUAGCUAUUAAAACUUUUAUGGCUAAAUUAUGCAGUAAAUUUAAAAAAAAAUGUUUUUAGUGUCCAUUAAAAAUACAUUUAAAAAAUAUUACAAGUAAAAAUAUAGUUAAUACAAAAAAGCCAGAAUAUGCAGAAUUAAAUUCUGAUCAUCUGGGGUUUAAAUCACAGCAACUCUAUGUUCCGCCACCAGAGAAAUAAACAGGCUCAUUUUUUAUUUAAUAGAAAGUCAAAAGUUAUAAAAAUUUACAUAAUCGCUUCACACCUUUUUAUCAGGUGUUGCAUUUUAAAAUCUUUUUAGUAUCUGAAAUUAGGCAUGCAUGUAUGAUUUUUGGUAAAGGUAGGUCAUUUGUGUCACUAUAUGUUACAUUAAUUAUAUUUCUUUCUAUAUUUCAGAGCAACAGCGGCUGAUCUCAAAAUAAUUGUUUUGGAUAUCUCAAAACAUGCAAACAUAUUGCUAACUUCUCCAUCCUUUGAAAACUUCAUAGCUUCAUACAUGGGAUGCUUAGGCGUAUUGCAAGAUCAAAUUGAUGACAGUAACAUCUCCAAAUCUGCUCCGGGUUUCUUUAGUCAAUUAAAAAGUGAAAAUCAAAAAACUAUUUUUAAGACAGCUGGAGAAACUGACACAUACAUUACCUUUUUCAAAAGUUUUGAAGAACAGUCAUCCAUUUCUAAAAAAUUAAGAACUUUUGAUCUGUCAAAUAUACUUAUUGUCGUAAAUAAGAGUGAUAUGGUGGCGGAUAAUAAAAUUUUGGAUUUCAUACAAGCUCACAGUGAUGUGAUGUGCAGAAUUUCAUGUAAAAGUGGAGACGGUUUUGAUAGCUUUAUGAAGAAGUUGGUGGAAAGGAUACAAAACUUGUAAGUAUAAAAUAUUUUGUAUAAAGAUCCCAUUUACUGUUUCAUAGGUUUUGUUAAUUUUAUUAUAGAUUUAUUACAUGAAUACACUUCCUAAUUACAUUACAGAUUGUAGGAGUUAAUGGAGGAUUACUUCAAUACAUUAUUAAUAUGUAAGAAAAUUACAGAGCAUGAAAAGUUUUGAAAUUAUUGUCUAUUACUAUUAAAAUAAUUACAAAAGUUGUUUUUUUUAUUUAAAAAGAUGUGGAAAUCCAACUGUAGGAAGUCCUAGCUUGACACAAGCUCGCCACCGUCACCAUCUCAAUAAAUGCCAGCAAUAUUUAACUGAAUUUCCCCCCUACUUGCAAAACGAUGUAGUUAUGGCAGCUGAGAAGUUGCGGUUGGCAGUUCGUGAGCUUGCAAAUAUCACAGGUGCUGUAUCAACAGAGGAUGUACUGGAUGUCAUAUUUAGAGACUUCUGCAUUGGAAAGUGAUAAUUUCAAUGAAUAAUUUUUCAUUAAAGUAUUUUGUAUGAAUUUU